CAUACGAGGUUUUUCUAAAUGAAGGAUUGCAUUGCACAAGUUACACAGCAUGCCUGCUGAAACUGAUAUAUAUGAUGUUACGCUUGCAACCCCUCUCUCCGAAAUCCUUUCCAGCUGCUUUAUCUAAGAUACUCUUCUAACUUAUUACGAGAUAUUAAUUACGUCGUUGAUAUCCUGACAUAGCCCGUUUGCACUUCGCUGUGAGCAGCUGAACAAGAUGACUCCUACGGCUACCUCGGACUCGCUUCCUUCUAAAUCACAGCAGCUGCUGUGUCUUACCAUUACGGGCUUCCGCAAGCCGGGUUUGAGCGAAGAAGCUUACCGAGAGUACAUGACUAAGAUACAUGCUCCCUUGGUAAGCGGGCUCAUGGAAGAAUAUGGCAUCGUUCGAUACAAUAUGACCCAUAACGAUAGUAAAACUCGGCCAUUGCUCUUCCAGUUAUAUGACCCUGAGUUCUCGAAGCUGUCCGAGUAUGAUUGCGUUGUGCAAUUUGUAUUCCGACGCAUGGAGGACUUCCUUCGAAUGAAGGCUGAUCCACGCUUCCUGGAGAAAGUGGCCCCUGACCACAAGAAUUUUGCUGACACUUCAAGGUCGACGAUGACUAUCGGAUACUUUGAGGAGUUUUUGAACGAUGGGCAGCUUGUAGCUAAAUGAGUAUCAGAUACAUGAAGGAGGAAGCCAUGUCGCAAUCUUUUUAAUCUAUUGUUGGAUCCUCUUCUAUUAGCAACGUUACUUACCACGACUAUGCCUACCCGUGACUUCAUUAAUGUAAGGUGGUACGAUAAAUUGAACGUAUCUCGUUUGAGCCACUCGCUUCUAUUCAUGCCCGUUUAUUCAGAGAUACGGAAUAUCCGGACUAAACGAAAUAUAGUCCAGAAUAUUUUCUCCGAAAUCAUAUCGUGGCAUAAUCGGUGAGAUGUGUCGGCACUGAAUCUUUUCU
This is a messenger RNA of Trichoderma harzianum CBS 226.95, 941 nucleotides long. RefSeq lists its product as hypothetical. Gene Ontology annotation, molecular function: oxidoreductase activity. The record is from RefSeq and is a predicted model, not a curated record. NCBI's taxonomy places the organism in Eukaryota, Fungi, Ascomycota, Sordariomycetes, Hypocreales, Hypocreaceae. The coding region runs from base 218 to 655 and encodes 145 amino acids. The transcript has 3 exons.